GCUAUAGAAGGGCACCUCCUCCUGUUGCAGCUCUCUGUCUGUAUCUCUGCCUUCUCUGGGGAGAUCUCUCUAAGUGCCUUCUCCAGUAAAUCAAACCACAAGGCUUUCAUUCGGCCCAAGCUUGGCGAGAGAGCCCUUACAAGUUUCAGAGCCGUAUCUUCUUUCCGUCUGAAAGUCAAUCUCAUUUUCUUUAUCUGCGUUUUGUCCUUUCACUGCAGGUCAUACAAAAGCAGCUCUGGAGUCAACAACAGACGCACCGAGCUUUUCCUGAAGGAGCACGAACAUCUCAGGAACUCUGACCGUCUUAUUGACAAUGCAAUAAGCAUUGCCAUGGCAACCAAAGAGAACAUGACGUUUCAGCGCGGGGUGCUCAAGUCCAUUCAGACCAGAGUAACAACUUUGGCCAACCGUUUCCCUGCCAUCAACAGCCUCAUCCAAAAAAUUAAUUUACGAAAACGGAGGGACUCUCUCAUUCUGGGCACAGUGAUUGGUGUCUGCACCAUCCUCCUGUUGCUCUACACAUUCCACUGAUGCAAACUCGUCUUAUGCCAUAUACCAUUAUAUUCUGCAAUACUUUUGCUUGUAUUACACUUAUUUGGGAAGGAAAGUCUUAAUUUAGAUGAAUAUGAUGUGCUAUAUUUAUUUGUAAGACAAAUAUAUUUUACAUAUUGCUGCUUGCAUACUAUGUAUAUACAGAACUUUUACUUGUGUUGUCUCAGUGGCAUUGCCUAAUAAAACACUUUAACUGGG
This is a messenger RNA of Boleophthalmus pectinirostris (great blue-spotted mudskipper), 750 nucleotides long. RefSeq names its product Golgi SNAP receptor complex member 1-like. Gene Ontology annotation, biological process: endoplasmic reticulum to Golgi vesicle-mediated transport; vesicle fusion. Gene Ontology annotation, cellular component: SNARE complex; Golgi medial cisterna; Golgi membrane. Gene Ontology annotation, molecular function: SNAP receptor activity. The annotation marks the transcript as partial. The transcript has 5 exons. The record is from RefSeq and is a predicted model, not a curated record. NCBI's taxonomy places the organism in Eukaryota, Metazoa, Chordata, Actinopteri, Gobiiformes, Gobiidae.